This is a messenger RNA of Micropterus salmoides (largemouth bass), 2853 nucleotides long. It is a transcript of the gene ghrhr2, whose product is annotated as growth hormone releasing hormone receptor 2. Lineage: Eukaryota; Metazoa; Chordata; Actinopteri; Centrarchiformes; Centrarchidae. The record is from RefSeq and is a predicted model, not a curated record. Gene Ontology annotation, cellular component: plasma membrane. The transcript has 13 exons. Gene Ontology annotation, molecular function: peptide hormone binding; G protein-coupled peptide receptor activity. Gene Ontology annotation, biological process: adenylate cyclase-modulating G protein-coupled receptor signaling pathway; cell surface receptor signaling pathway. The coding region runs from base 211 to 1482 and encodes 423 amino acids.
AAUCCUGAAGGGGAAAAUAUUUAUCAGAUAUUUAACAAAAAUACUACGUUUGAAAACCAAAUCUUAAAGCACAGAUUGUUUUUUUAAUGCGAGAACAACAACAGACCUGCUUUUUAAUGCAGAGACAGAUUUUGUUCCCACCAACCUCUGAUAAAACAACCAAAAAGCGACUGUACAUUUAACAAGUUUCUGCUUUUUAAUGAGUGAAACAUGAUCUUCAGACUGACUGCUGCUGUUUCCGUCCUGAUCAUCACAAGCCACAUGGUUGGAUCAACUCAUCCAGACUGUUUAAUUGUUCUUCAUCUACAAAACAAAGAAAAAGAGUGUGAACUAAAGAUCAAAACCACCGCUGCCGCAUCGCUACAGUCAAACAGUAAUGUAACUGCAGGUUGUGUGAUGGAGUGGGAUGGAGUGAGUUGUUGGCCAGCUGCCUCUGAAGGAGAGGUCGUUUCCGUCCACUGUCCUCUGCUGCUGCUGAAGCCUGAAACUCCUCCAGUUCUCAUCACACGGAGCUGUACAGUCCGAGGAUGGAGUCAGCCCAGCCUGCCAUAUUACAAAGCCUGUUACUAUGAAGCUUAUGAGGAAGAUGAAGACAAGGAGGAAGAGCUCCAGAAAAGUUACUUUGACACCCUGAAGUUGAUCUACAGCGUCGGAUACGGAGUUUCCCUGGCUGCUCUGCUCAUCGCUCUUCUGGUUUUCUGUUGCUUCAGGAAGCUGCUCUGCACGCGCAACUACAUCCACCUCAACCUGUUCGUGACCUUCAUACUCAGAAGUCUCGCUGUGUUCAUUAAAGAUUCAGUGUUGUUCGCAGGCAAAAGCACGGACCACUGCACAGUGUCCACACUCCAGUGCAAAGCAGCAGUGACGUUCUUCCACUUCUGUGUUUUGUCAAACUUCUCCUGGCUGCUGGUGGAGGGUCUGUACCUGCAGACUCUGCUGCUCUUCACCUUCACUCAGACCAGGAAGCUCUUUUGGAUCUGCGCCACCGUCGGCUGGGGUAUUUCAUCAGUGACCAUUGUGAUCUGGGCUCUGUUGAAGAAACAGCUUGAUGAUGAGGGGUGUUGGGACAACCUGGAGAGCCGCUUGUGGUGGAUAAUCAAGAUUCCUAUUCUGCUGUCUAUCUUUAUGAACCUUGUGAUCUUCCUGAACAUCAGUAGGAUCAUCGUUCAGAAGACAAAGGCUACACAUGUGAACCAAAGUGAGACACAAGUCUACAGGACACUCGUCCGCUCCACUCUGCUCCUCAUCCCUCUGUUUGGCCUUCACUAUGUCGUGUUUGCACUGAUCCCAGAACACGUUGCCGUCGGGCCUCGACUCUACUUUGAAUUAGUUUUAGGCUCCUUCCAGGGUUUUGUUGUUGCUCUGCUGUACUGCUUUCUAAAUGAAGAGGUCCAAAAAGAAAUCCAGAGGAAGAUGAUAAGUUGGUGGCCGGAGACAAAAAAUAAUGCCAUCAAUCACCCAACACAAGAAUGUGUCCCCUGAAGUCCAAAUGAAGAAACCUAUCACUGAGUCCUUCUUCACGUAGUUUGGUGCUUAUCAUUUGUCUUUAAAUGACACAGACUAGUUUAUCUUCUUGUGUGUGAUGUAGAGUUUUCAAGUUAUAACAGCUGCCGGUGGUGAAAUGGCUUUAGGUUUGUCAGAAUAUCUGAAUGAUGCAUGUUCAUUAAGAAAAAGUGGUGUAUCGCAACUUUACUGCUUUGUUUGUGUGUAAAACUUGUUUCACCUUCUUGUGUUUGGUUUAGGGACCUUGUACAGUUUGUGAACAUUUACAUUUACUCAUUUAGCUGUCGGUUUUAAUCAAAGCGACUUGAAAUUGCUAUGUCAGAGGUCGCACGCCUCUGGAGCAACUAGGGGUUAAGAGUCUUGCUCAGGGACACAAUGGUGGACGUGUCGCAGAGAGAAUCGAACCCUUGUCUCUCACAACAAAGGCAUGUGCCACUGCACCAUCACCACCCUGCACCCUGGAGCACACACUUAUAUAUUGCACUGCUAAAAAUUUGUGAUUGUGAUUUUACACAUCAGGUUUUGAUAAACAAACAAAUUAAAAUGAACAGGCUGAUCAAACUGGCAACUCGUAAUGUGACUAAGAAGUGGGUGAUUGUAUGCACUCCUGUGUCCACUGGGAUCUCCUCCCAGACCUGGAUCAGGGCAUAAGUGAGCUCCUGGACCAUCAGUGGCGCUACAUGAUGUCCCAGAGGUUCCGGCCAAUUCUGGUGUUGCACGGUGCCGGGCUGUGAGCACAGAUCCAACUAGAGGACGUCAGCCCUUGUGCCGCACUCAUCGAGUUUGUUCUGUCAGUAGCCAAACCAGUAGCCUGCUGGAGGUCAUUUUGUGGGGCUCUGGCAGUGCUCCUUCUGUUCCUCCUAGCAAAAAGGAGCAGAUACCGACCCUGCUGUAGGGCUGAUGCCCUUUACGACCCUGUCCAGCUGUAGUCCAGCAAACCUUCUUGCAACAGUACAAUGACUAACUGUAUAAUCUGAAUCGGCUGCAGGUACCGUGCCAACAGGUGAUACUGAUUCACCUAUGCUUCCUAACUGGACGGAUAGAAAUCCCUGAAGUUUAAUUAACUCGAUGUCAUACUGUGAUGAUUAAGUGUUCCUUUUUUUUUUUUAACAGUGUAAUAAGAGAUAAACAGACAGUGUUUCCUCAGAGUAAGAGCUGACAGUGGUGGUCGUUUAAAAUACAUUCAUACAGCUGUAUGUCAUAGGAUGGACAAGUUCAGGGAGUUGCAUACAUCCAGUCAGUGCCAUAUUGUCACAUCAUAUACAGUAUAAACACAUGUCAUAUAAAUUAUUAUAAAACACACAAUGGAUUCACUUUUCAUCUGCAAGAUAAAUGAAUUUCCUCUUUUAA